AUGCAAAAAUCCGUUAGAGUGGGCGACUAUUUUGACAAUGAUGACAAUGGUUUGUGGUCGUGGUACUUAACAAACCUCAGAUUAGGCGAUUUUGAAGAACUUAUAGGCAAUCAAUUAAAAUACACUCUGUUAAAAAGAUUUCUGAAUAGUCAUUUUUAUGGUGAUAACAAUAUUUCGGCCAGGCCAAACAAGAAGAUUUUGUUAGUUUCCAUCCCAGAGAAUGUUCAUGAAGAUAUCUCCAUAUUGGAAAUCUUCCUCAAAGAUUACUUUCAUCUGGAAAAAUUAGAACACAUUCAAAUCUCAAAAUUAACUCACUCCCACUGCUACAAUCAUGAAAAUCAUUACCUAUUGACGGACAACCUCAACAAUUUCCAAGACCCUACCUUUUUAGAAUUUGCGAGUACAAGUUGGCAAGUUCAAAAAAAUUCCAAGGCUUUAAACAAUAACAAUAGAAAUUCAAUACCACCACCCACAAUAUCUUCAUCAAAAGCUUCAAACGGGAAGCUAGAAUCAAACGUUUCGGAUGAUCAGUGGUCAAAUAUAAAUACCCAGACUUCAACAGCUACCCGAACUAAUACGAAUACGAGGACUUUGACAUCUCCGGACACAGUUGAUAUAAACGUUACAUCCGUGAAUAGUCAAAGCAAUAAUAAUGAUACGCCUCAAGAUAAUGAAAACGAAGUUGAUGAAGAGGAUGCCACAAGUUCUAUAGUCCUAAAUUUUUCUCAUUCGCGAACAGUAGAUUCAAAGCCUAAUAGACUACCCAAAAUUUUUCCAUCAUACACUAAUGAAGACUAUACACCGUCACAUUCCGAGAUAAUGUCAAUAGAUAGUUUUGCUGGCGAAGACGUAUCAUCCACAUAUCCCGGACAAGACCUGAGUUUAACUACUGCCAGGCGCGAGGAUGAAAGUGGUCAGGAUGAAGUUGAGGAUCAUUAUAGCAGAGUCUCACAUGAUCUAGGUGACGAGAGUAUCGAUCAAGCAAGUUAUAGCAUGGAAAGUUCGGUCAGCUACACUAGCUAUAGUAGUAGCAGUAAUAGUAGUAGUGCCCACUACAGUUUAAGCAGUAGCAGCCGAGGUAAUCCAAAACGUGAAAACAUCGAUCACACGAAUGCCACCUAUGUCUCUGAAUUGUCAAGUAUAACGAGUUCUAUAGACAAUUUAACUACUUCGACAACCCCAGAGGAGGAGGAUAAUUUAAUUCAUCAUAACUAUGACGCCCAAGGGUAUGGAUCAGGAGAGGACGAUGGAGAAGAGGUUUAUGAUGAUGAAGAUCUUUCUUCUUCCGAUUACUCAGUACUAUCCAUUCUACCGUCAAUCUCAAUUUGUGAUUCUCUAGGGUAUUUUAGGCUAGUUUUGCAAUCUAUAUUAAUUCAGGAUCCAGACACCAAAGAAAUUUUUACUGCGAUUAGACAGUCAAACAAUAAACCUACAAUGGCAAGCGUUACCGAUGAUUGGUUGCUGUAUGAUUCCAAUUUUUCAAUGAAUAAUUUACAAAUUCUAACACUUCAAGAUUUGCUAGAUAUCAAGAGAUCAUUUCCAAAAAUUUUAUUUUACACAAUGGUUAUUGUGACAAACUCCGGCAAACAGGUUGAAGAAGAAUUCAAAAAUCCCAAUUAUGAUAAUAGGGAAGGAAUAUCAAAAGAGCAACCUCUAGAUUCUGAGUUAUCAUUAACUAACGACCCGCAACAAUAUUUCCCGACUGCAUAUAAUAACGGUUACAACGACUAUAUUGACGAUGAAGACGAUGAAGACGAUGGUGACGAUGCUUCUUUAUCAGAACAGUCAGGCCCACAAAUGUACAUACCAACUAGAAUGGAAUCUAACGUUACUACAGCACAUCGUUCUAUUAGAACCGUAAACAGUAUCGGGGAAUGGGCAUUCAAUAGACAUAAUUCUGUUACAAAAAUCGAUAAAAGUAAUAGUAACGAGUUGGAUAACUCUAAAACAGGUGAAAGUACAGUUUUAUCAAGUGAACCUCAUCCAAUGACACAACUGUCGAACUCUAAUACGACUUCCUCGAAUUUUAGCCAUUCUUUGAAGACAAAAAAUUCUCACAAACCUAAUUCCAAGGGUAACAAUGAAAGUAAUUCCAAAAAUGAGUUGAAAAAGAUAAAGAGUUCCAUCAAUGCUAUGAGUGCCGUGGAAAGGUCCAAAAGUUUGCCUUUACCUACAUUACUAAAGUCUUUAAGCGGCAUAGAUAACCCUACUCAUGCCACUAACAAGGAUAGAAAGCGUUGGAAAUUCCAGAUGAAUAGGUUUAAGAAUCAUAAAAACAGUGGUUCUGCAGGUACGGAUAAAUCUCAGCGUUGUGCCAUCAUGUAA
Saccharomyces cerevisiae S288C is the source of this 2325-nucleotide messenger RNA. It is a transcript of the gene GIS4, whose product is annotated as Gis4p. Bases 1 to 2325 code for a protein of 774 amino acids. NCBI's taxonomy places the organism in Eukaryota, Fungi, Ascomycota, Saccharomycetes, Saccharomycetales, Saccharomycetaceae. The transcript has a single exon. Gene Ontology annotation, cellular component: cytoplasm. The record is from RefSeq and is marked reviewed.